Molecule: messenger RNA, 648 nt
Organism: Yamadazyma tenuis ATCC 10573
Lineage: Eukaryota; Fungi; Ascomycota; Pichiomycetes; Serinales; Debaryomycetaceae
Source: RefSeq, a predicted model, not a curated record
UCACUUCAAAUGCUGCACAGCACACACAUGUGGGUUUUGUAUGUGGUUUUUGCAUGGAUCUUGAGCCAAGUGGCGGCCAAUUCCGACGAGAACACUAUCCGGUUAUAUGCCAAGCUGCUCACUACGCGAGAGCUGAUUGAUAUCGGGUCCAUAUCUGUUGAUGAGAAAUCAAAGGCUCAGUUCAUAAGCAGUGAAAAAUCUUUUGGCGAGGGGGAAUUCUGCGUGGGGACGGCCGAUGUGGCACACCACGAGUGCUUCGCAGUCGCCAGUGGCCCAUCCAUCGCAACCGGGGUAUUUGUGGUACAAUUGGAUCAACUUAAGCACAUUGGCAGCAUCUCACUCCAAAACGACGCCAGCACCUCGUCCCGCGUGGCGGUGAAGAGCGCCAAAGUGGUGCCAGCCCCCAAUCUAAAGCCCAGCACCAAGCCACCGAAACCCCAGCCGGAGAUCCGCAGAGUCAAGCAAACUACAACCGAUAGCACAGGAGCCACGGUGGAGGUAGAGGUAGAAGUAGAGGAAGAGCCCAAAUCAUGGAUCCAGAAAAACUGGAUGUAUGUGGUGCCACCGUUGUUGAUUUUGUUUGUGGUGCUAGGUGACGACGACAAGAAAUAACUUUGGUAUAUUGUAAUGAAUAGUACAACGAAACUG